Molecule: messenger RNA, 1259 nt
Organism: Paramecium sonneborni
Lineage: Eukaryota; Ciliophora; Oligohymenophorea; Peniculida; Parameciidae
Source: the annotation of a GenBank genome assembly
AUGGGUAACGAAUAAAUAAAACCAAGUAUUGCUCAUUCUUCUGAAUGGACAUUUAUCAGAGAAAUCAAAUAACAUCCUUUAUUUGGACAUAUCAAAAUAUAUAAAGGACCAUAAGAUUAACUAUAAUGUUUAAAAACUGUUAUUGUUGAAGAGUCUUAAUAUAAAGAUUAAAUGGAGUCCCUCAAAAAAAUAAUUGUUAAAGAUGUUUUAUCAUAAAACUAACCUAAUUGUUCAUCAUUAGUAUGUGUCAAUCGUUUAGAAACAUAAAAAUAAGAAGAAUUUUGUUCAAAUUAUGUUAAAAUAUAUUUAACAGCCGAUUAUUCAGAUCAAUAAAUUCAAUAACUUAAAGAUCUUAAAUUAUUUAUGUUAGAUGUAAUCCAAGCACUUUAAGUUAUGGAUUAAAAGGGUGUUAAUAAUUGUCAAUUCUGUCCUUCUAAAAUUUUAUAGUUUGGAGAUCGAAUCAAAGUUGUUAAUACAUAAUUAUUUACAGAAAUUUCAGAUUAUGAAUUACUUUAUUUAAAUGAAGUAUCUAAAGAUGAUUGGAUGAUUGCACCUGAAGUUAUGCAUUCUUUAAAAGUUAAUAGUCCUCCAUCAUUUAAUAGUGAAUUAGCUGUUAUUUUUAAUUUUGGGAUCAUGAUGAUAUAUUUAUUAACUGGAGUACAUCCUAAAAAUGCCUAAAUUUAUGAUUAUAAGAAUUUAACACUCAAUGAUAAUUUAUCAUCCUAUGUUCAUAAUCUUGAAUAAUUACAAAUACCAAGUAAAAUAAUUUAUAUUAUCUCAUUUUAGGUCAUAUUAAAUAAUUAAUAUAAGAUUGUGUAAAUGUUAAAGCAACUCUAAGACCAACUUUUAAUUUAAUUACUAAUUAAUUACGAUAAGUCGAAAUUCCACUUUAAGUUUCAUAAAUUAAGAAUGAAGAAAUUGUUUAAUAGAAUAAUUAAAUUUUUAAUCCUUGUUAUGAAGAUGUUAAGAAAGUUUUAAGUGAAUCUCAUGUCAAUAAAAAUCUUAAUUUUCACAAUGAAUCACCAAAUAAAAUUGAUAAAUAAUAAUUCAUGACUGAUACACAAUAAUCAGCCUAAUUUAGAAAAUCUAAAUAAAUUUAUAAUUUAGAAAAUACUUAUAAUUCUAGAGCUUCUGUUUAAUAAAAGUAAUAAAUCUAAUAAGCCCCUCCUAAAAUAAAAACUUAAGCUAAAGUACAAAAAGUCAAAAGUCCAAACCAAAAGCCAAAACCAAUAAGGGCUAAUGCUAAUCAAAAAAAAUGA